Molecule: messenger RNA, 2750 nt
Organism: Setaria italica (foxtail millet)
Lineage: Eukaryota; Viridiplantae; Streptophyta; Magnoliopsida; Poales; Poaceae
Product: putative cyclic nucleotide-gated ion channel 7
Exons: 1
Coding region: 356-2611 (751 amino acids)
Biological process (GO): potassium ion transport; transmembrane transport
Cellular component (GO): membrane
Molecular function (GO): protein binding; voltage-gated potassium channel activity
Source: RefSeq, a predicted model, not a curated record
UAACAUUAUUAUAGAAAUUCCAUUAAUCAAUGUGCAUAAACAAAAUUGCCGGCCACUUUUUGUGUGUUCCACGUCUUGCAGCUGAAUCCAAUUACUAUAAUUAAGACCCAUAACCUAAAAUAAGCCACAAACCAUUUUCUAGGUAGGAAAGAGAAAUUGUGGCAAACAGGCUCCACGUGUAGCUAGCUUCCUCUUCCCCGCUCACGGCCUUCGCCUCCUUUCACGCGUAGGCAUCUCCGGAGGAUAGCACUAGCUGAUCGGCCGGGCGAUUGAUCUGUGUUGGAACAGCACUCGCGGGCGCGUGGAUCCUCGAAUGGUGGUUGACGAUGAUGUCCCGUAGCCCGGGAUCACGACGAUGUUCGGCUGCGGCGGCUACCGGACGCAGUUCAUCAACGGGCGCAGGGACAAGUUCGUGAGGCUCGACGACGCGGCGUCGUCGUCGUCGGCGGUGUGCUCCCCGCGUGUGUCCUUCUCGGCAUCCGGCGCCAUGGACCACCACCACGGCGGCCACGGCCACGGCCACGGCGGCGGGUUCCACAUGGACAGCUACUUCUCCGGCAACCCAUCCGCGGCCGCGGCCAAGUUCCGCGCGCGGUCGGUGCGCGUGGCCACCGGCGUGAUGAACCGCUCCGAGCGGCUCAAGAGCAUCGGGCUCGUCUUCCAGGAGGACUUCCGGAAGAUGUCCCAGAAGGUGUUCGACCCGCAGGACGCGUUCCUGGCGCGCAUGAACCGUGCCUUCGUCUUCGCGUGCAUCGUCUCCGUCGCCAUCGACCCGCUCUUCCUCUACCUCCUCGCCGUCAAGUACACCGACAAGAACACCUGCAUCGGCUUCGACCGCAACCUCGCCACCGUCGCCACCGUCGUCCGCACCGCCGUCGACGCCUUCUACCUCUCCCGCAUCGCGCUCCAGUUCCGCACCGCCUACAUCGCGCCGUCCUCCCGCGUGUUCGGGCGCGGCGAGCUCGUCAUCGACUCCGCCGCCAUCGCACGCCGCUACCUCCGCCGCUUCUUCGCCGUCGACCUCCUCGCCGUCCUGCCCCUCCCGCAGGUCUCCAUCUGGAACUUCCUCAACCGGCCCAAGGGCGCCGACCUGCUCCCCACCAAGAACGCGCUCCUCUUCACGGUGCUCGCGCAGUACGUUCCCCGCCUGGUGCGGUUUUACCCCAUCACCUCCGAGCUCAAGCGCACCACCGGCGUCUUCGCCGAGACGGCCUUCGGCGGCGCCGCCUUCUACCUCCUCCUCUACAUGCUCGCCAGCCACAUGGUGGGCGCGUUCUGGUACCUCCUCGCCAUCGAGCGGCUCGACGACUGCUGGCGGGACAAGUGCACCAAGCUCAACUUCCACCAGUGCCGGACCUACAUGUACUGCGGCGGCGGCAGCCAGGGCCAGUCGGGGUUCCUCGAGUGGCGCACCAUGAUCCGCCAGGUCCUCCAGCAGGAGUGCGCACCCGUCGACAACUCCGGCACCGGGUUCCCCUACGGUAUCUACACGACAGCGAUCCAGUCCGGCGUCUACUCCACCGAGAACCUCACCGCCAAGAUCCUCUUCUGCCUGUGGUGGGGCCUGCAGAACCUGAGCACGGUGGGGCAGGGGCUUGAGACGACGCACUACAAGGGGGAGCAGCUCUUCUCCAUCACGCUCGCCCUCGUCGGGCUCAUCCUCAUGGCGCUCCUCAUCGGCAACAUGCAGACCUACCUCCAGUCUAUGACGCUCCGGCUCGAGGAGAUGCGUCUCAAGCGCCGGGACUCGGAGCAGUGGAUGCGCCACCGCGUGCUGCCCGACGACCUCCGGGACCGGGUGUGGCGCCACAACCAGUACCGGUGGCUCGAGACCCGCGGCGUCGACGAGGACGCCCUGGUCCGGGGCCUCCCCAAGGACCUCCGCCGCGACGUGAAGCGCCACCUCUGCCUCCGCCUAGUCCGCCGCGUCCCGCUCUUCGCCAACAUGGACGAGCGCCUCCUCGACGCCAUCUGCGAGCGGCUCAAGCCCAGCCUCUGCACGGAGUCCACCUUCAUCGUGCGCGAGGGGGACCCCGUCGACGAGAUGCUCUUCAUCAUCCGGGGACGGCUCGAGAGCUCCACCACCGACGGCGGCCGGACGGGGUUCUACAACCGGGGGUUGCUCAAGGAAGGGGACUUCUGCGGGGAGGAGCUGCUGACGUGGGCGCUGGAUCCGAAGGCGGCGGCGAACUUCCCGCUGUCGACGAGGACGGUGAGGGCGAUCUCGGAGGUGGAGGCGUUCGCGCUGCGGGCGGAGGAGCUCAAGUUCGUCGCAGGGCAGUUCCGGCGGCUGCACAGCAAGCAGCUGCAGCAGACGUUCAGGUUCUACUCGCAGCAGUGGAGGACGUGGGCGUCGUGCUUCAUACAGGCCGCGUGGAGGAGGCACCUCAAGAGGAGGGCGGCGGAGCAGAGGAGGAGGGAGGAGGAGGCCGCCGCCGACGAGGCCGACGCGGCGGGGGCGUCCACCAGCAGGAUCAGGACCACGAUGCUCGUGUCCAGGUUCGCCAAGAACGCCAUGCGGGGAGUGCAGCGGCAGAGGUCCGUCAGGGAGGACACCCUCAUCAUGCUGCCAAAGCCGCCAGAGCCGGACUUCGCCUCCAUGGAUUACUAGCUGCUCCAUCGUCGAAUUACCUGCUGUAAGUUUUAUUCCACUGAAACCAAACAUUUAUACAGUAGAGAGAGAGAGUAGAGACGCCCCUGACCUGGCACGAUUCAGCAACUGCUGAAUGAUGUGCAGAGAUAAUAAACAA